GGUGUGGUGUCCGACCACGUGACUAGCGCCUCCAAAAUGGCCGCGCCCACGGUGCGGGCGGGGAGGCGGGGCCAAGGGGUAAUGGCGGCGGUGGGCGUGGCUUCACUUAAAGGAGCCGCGCCGUACCGGAGUGGGGGAGUCCGUGAUGGCCCCUCGGUGCGGAGGGGGGGACGGGGAUUCGUGAGAGCGACCCCCCCACUCCCGGUUGAGGCCGCUGAGGCAGAGGAUGGGUGCGGGAUCCCCCCCGCUGUGUCCCCCCGUGUGGCCCCGGUGUUGCCCCGGUGUUGCCCCGGUGUCCCGGGUGGUCUGGGGGCGUCUCACGGGGGAGACCUCAUUUGUGGGAGGGGGGUGAGACCCCCGGGGGGUUCGUGGCUGUCGUGGGGCUGACGGCGGUCACUGGGGAGGGGGGGUGACACCGCGGGGCGGCGAGGGGCAGCACCGGGAGGGGGCAGGGGAGGACGGGGAACACCGGGGCAGAACGGGCAGGACUGGGGGUGACAACGGGGGAGAACGGGCAGCACCGGGGGAGAACGGACAGCACCGGGGGCGACACUGGAGGAGAACGGGCAGCACCGGGGGGGUGACACGGGGGAGAACGGGCAGCACCGGGGGUGACACUGCAGAAGAGGCAGCACCGGGGGUGACACCGGGGGGAGAACGGGCAGGACCGGGGGGGUUACACCGGGGCGUAACGGGCAGCACCGGGGGAACACGGGCAGGACCGCGGGUGACACCGGGGGGUGACGGGCAGGACCGGGGGAGAACGGGCAGGACCGGGGGAGAACGGGCAGGACCGCGGGUGACACCGGGGGUGACACCGGAGGGUAACGGGCAGGACCGGGGGCGACACCGGGGGAGAACGGGCAGCACCGGGGGGUGACACUGCAGAAGGGGCAGCACCGGGGGUGACACCGGGAGAGAAGGGGCAGCACGGGGGGGUGACACCGGGGAAGAACGGGCAGCACCGGGGGUGACACCGGGAGAGAAGGGGCAGCACCGGGGGGUGACACUGCAGAAGGGGCAGCAGCGGGGGUGACACCGCGGGAGAACGGGCAGCAGCGGGGCAGCGCGGGCAGCCCCGGGCGGGGACCGGCGCUAGGACCCGGCGCGGCGGGGCCCGCCCGGAUUCCAGGCUGGCUCCCGGUGUGACGUCACGCCCGGUCCCGGCCCCUCGCGCUCGGGAAAAUGCUGCUCUCGGUGCCGCCGCGCUCGGGGCUCCCCGCCUUCGCCUACAACAAGGGCGGCAAGAAGCAGCCCUAUGUGCCCCCGGCACAGCCCCUGGGCCCCCCCAGCCCCAGCCCUGCCGGGGGGGCCCCCGACCAGCUCAGCAAAACCAACCUCUACAUCCGGGGGCUGCACCCCGGCACCACAGACCAGGACCUGGUCAAGCUCUGCCAGCCCUACGGGAAGAUCGUCUCCACCAAAGCCAUCCUGGAUAAAACAACCAACAAGUGCAAAGGUUGG
Molecule: messenger RNA, 1464 nt
Organism: Pyrgilauda ruficollis (rufous-necked snowfinch)
Lineage: Eukaryota; Metazoa; Chordata; Aves; Passeriformes; Passeridae
Gene: RBMS2
Product: RNA binding motif single stranded interacting protein 2
Exons: 3
Molecular function (GO): RNA binding
Source: RefSeq, a predicted model, not a curated record